AUGUAUGCUAAUCAGCUUUUAGAUGAUGAAGUAAUAUCUUCAAUGUUCAAUCUAGAGACUCGACUAAAAAGCUUCAAGAAUACAUUUGUACUGGAGGGGAAGAAAUAUCGAUGGCGUUAUACCGUUAUACCCUACGAAGCCAUGGCAAGAGCAGGGUUUUUCUACUAUCCAAUAAGGCACAAAGACAGUGGGGAACUUCAUAAAGAUGCAGUUGGAUGCAUUUUCUGCAAAACUUGUACUUACAAUUUUGGUGAUUGCAGAUCGAAGAGAAAAGACACCGUGGAAACAAUGAUAAGUGUCAUUCAGCAACAUCUUACCACGGGAUGUGCAACAUGUCUUUUGAGCCGAUUGAAGCUUUUUACCCUAACCGAUUUCGCAGAGGAGAAACCUCCUAGAGAAGGAGAGAACUGCGAUUUCUUUAAGGAUCCCUUGAGCGAAAUAAUGAUAGAUCUUAGAAAAUUCACUUUCAUGGGCAAUUGGCCCUACAGCACUGGUACUUUGUCACCAGAUAAUAUGGCAAAAGCAGGAUUAAUACGUUAUGACAGUUCCUAUACUGGAUUUGAAGAAGUUGUCGAAAGUAAUGUGAGGGAUGCAUCGCUUUGCAUAUUCUGCAAGAAAGUUAUAAACUCCUGGCAAGUGGAUGAUGAUCCAUUAUGGGAACAUUACAAGAGCUGCAAUGGUGGACAAUGUUAUUUUUUCCAAAUGUUGCAAGAUAGUCCUGCUUAUAAUGAAAUUUUGGAUAACCUACGCAUCCGUUAUGCAGCUUUAGAAACGAACAAACUUUCUCCGCCGAAGGCGUGUAGUUCUUCAACUGAACAGACGCCUAUGGAUUUUAAAAGUACAUUAGGUAUAGCGAGCACACUAGGUGAACGGGAAGAAACAAACACGGAAUUAGAUAUUGUAAAAACUGGUAAUGACAUGGAAGCAUCGAAAUCCACAGCCGCCUCGCCGAAGAGAAAAAAGAGAAAGUUAAAAGCUUCGCAUACCGAAACGUUUUCGGAAAGAAAUAAUGAAGAAGAACUAGAUGACAAUCAUGCAAAUGAAGAGUUAGUAAUCAAGUUCAAGGAGCAUAUAGAAAGAGCAAAAGAUGUAGGUAGAAAAAAUAAAAUAUUGGACGAUAGUAAAGACGAAUUUAGCUUUAGUAUCGAUGGCCACAGUACAUUUGAGAUACCAACGGCUUCAGCAGGAUUUCGGGCCAGGGCCCAUCAAGGCUCCAAAACUGUACUUGAGAAUAUUGAAGAUCAUUCGAUAUCGGAUUCACAAUCCAAUAAUGCAUUGGCAGGCCAGAGGGCGUUUGAGUUGAAUGGAAGCCUCGAUAUAUUACCAAUGGACGUUAGUUUAAGUUCAAAUACAUCUUCCCUAGAUACUGGUGAAUCCACUCCUAUUCAUAGCCCAAAGUCAGGAAUUAAAGAGGGAUCUCCACCUACCACUCAUAACCUUGGCAUAUCCGAAAGUUUAAAGUCUGCUAAGUUAACACUUAAACAUCAGGAGUCUCUCGGGACUCGAAGCGAAUCCAGAAGUGACCCCAAAGGGUUCACAUCACCUUUUCAAGGAGGAUUGACAGCUGAAAGAGCUGCUAUUGAUAACAUUCCAAAUUUUGACAGGCCUUACAGUUCAUAUGAGGAGCCUAUAGACGUAUCUGAACUAGACGUCGAUGAGGAGCAGCAAAAGCGUGAGUAUUCAGUAAUUACCAAAAUUGAAUCCCAGACACCUGCUUUGCAUGGAAAUGAAACAAUCACAUCUUCUAAAAGCACAACCAAAAUUAUACCGCAGGCGGACCAACUAGACGAUGAUCCGAAUUUUGAUGAAUCAGGUGAAGACAAAAAACUAAUCAGAGACUACUUGCAUGAGUUACUAGUAUAUAUUAAUAGGAAUGACGCCACAUUAGCAGUUGACAAAAACGGGGAUCUUUCGUUUUUCAUCAACAAGAUGCCCUGCAAUGAAUUGGAUUUGUCAUUUGCAAAUUGGUUGGCAAGAAGGCUAGAAGCUGUCAGUCAUGAAUUUCGCGAAGAGACGGAGCGGAAGUUAGAAACAUUAAGACUCCAAUUUGAAAGCAUGCGCGAGCUAAUAUUAUCAGUAGAAGAUGAUCAAAAACUCAUAUUGAUGGCAAAAAAGUUUGGAAUUACGUAG
Molecule: messenger RNA, 2130 nt
Organism: Zygotorulaspora mrakii
Lineage: Eukaryota; Fungi; Ascomycota; Saccharomycetes; Saccharomycetales; Saccharomycetaceae
Gene: BIR1
Product: survivin
Exons: 2
Coding region: 1-2130 (709 amino acids)
Source: RefSeq, a predicted model, not a curated record